This is a messenger RNA of Brassica napus (rape), 2184 nucleotides long. RefSeq lists its product as uncharacterized. NCBI's taxonomy places the organism in Eukaryota, Viridiplantae, Streptophyta, Magnoliopsida, Brassicales, Brassicaceae. The record is from RefSeq and is a predicted model, not a curated record. Bases 719 to 1927 code for a protein of 402 amino acids. The transcript is spliced from 3 exons.
AUAACACAUAAACACAAGCAUCUAGCUAAACCUGUCGACUAGUAGCUGUGGUGGUGGGAACCUGCGUAGAAACAACAACGUAGUAGUCUUUAUCACACACUAAGCCCCCCCUUGGAGAUAGAUGAUGUACCCUGUCAGAAGUGAUAGUAGCAUUCACAUGGCCUUCACUGUAGCAUAGAACAGAAAAAAAACACAAGAAAUUUACUGAAAACAAAAGGAUUAUACAAAACAGUUCUCUUUCAAAACUUCACUGUGAUCAUUUUUUAAUUAAAAAAUAAUACUCUCUACUCACACUACCGACUACAAUAGACACCGUAGGUCAGUGAGCGAGUGUAACAAAGCUCCAACAAACCUUCAGAGUCUCGAUUAUAAAAUUACAAACUGGAGUAAGUAAACAAGCAGAAGCUCCAAAUCUCACAACUCGUAGAGAGAAACAUCCUAGGUCCCACAUACUUUGUUUUAUUCCCUACCAACUAACUUAAUUAUAUACUAUUAUUAUUGCAAAAAACUUUGUUCCUUUCUUUCUCUCAUCAGUCUGUCAUCAUCUAGAGAUCUCCAUCAAGAAGAAGCUGCUUCUCUCUUUCCACAAACUCUCGUCAGUCACCCCACACAUAAAUACAUAUCUAAUUUAUAACUCUCACUAAACAUUUCCCUUUCGAGAUAUUUUCUUUUUGUUUUUGUUUAAUCUUCUUACGUGAGCCAAAGAGAGCGUUUCAGGAUGGAACUAAUUAGGCCAAGAAUGCUCAAAGACUGUCUCUUGGAAGAUUCAAAUUCAUGUUCAUCAAAUGGGUUCAAAUCUAUGCCCAGAAGGCCUUCGCUCAACCCCUUCCCAAUGAUACCAAAGAAGAAGAAACAAUCCAGUGCAUUGCAGGCAGUGAUCAAUGCCGUUAAGAACUUCAGUUCCAACGCCAUUAAAUCCACUCCAUCAGGGAUUUUACCAAGGAGCCUUUCUCGGCGGUUAUCAUCAUCGAAGAACAAAGCAGAGAACAAAGCAAACAUCACCACCAUCAUUCGAGUCAAAGACAUCGUACGGUGGAGCUCCUCCAAGGAUCUGCUGCAUGAAGACAUAUCACAUUUCCAACCUCAUCAGUGCACGACCAAGACAAUCACAGGAUCAUCCACGGGCAGCGACACAUCCUCCAGCAGCUGGUGCGACUCGGAUUUUACGUCAGAGUUUUUACCGUCAGCAUGGGGAGGUAACGUUGAAAAAGAGGAAGGUGGUGAAAACCACAAGUUACAAUGUGUCGGCGAAGAUUCUUGCACAGCAGUAACAGACGCCGACACUGUAGUGGGACCUGAGGACUUACAGUGUGAAGAGGAGCAGAACAGUCCAGUCUCCGUUCUUGAGAUACAACUUGGAGAAGAUGACGAAGCAUCAGACUCUUCUUUCAGUCAAUGCCUUGAUAACGUUGAAAGAACCAAACAAAAGCUCAUGGAAACGAUUCAACGGUUUGAGAAUUUGGCCAACAUUAGUCCUUUCAAUUUAGAAGAAUGGGGUGAGGAAUCUUGCAAGGAUGAAAGUUGUGACACAGAGAUUGAAGAAGAAGAAGAUGACACUGAUGAGGUUGAAGAGAAGGCAGCUGAGCUAUGGGAACGAGUCAAAGAAAGACAUGCCAUUUGGAUCCACGAAGAACAUCUGAUAAUGGACUACUUCAGAGAUGAACUGAUGCAAAGAACAAACGAAACUCAUCAGCACUUUGAGGAGCAAUUGGUGGGGGAGGCAAAAAGAUGGUUAGAGGGACAGAGAGUAUCAGAGCUUGAAUGCGGAACAGGUGAGCAGAGGAGACAGGCAUGUGCUAGAGACAUUGAAAGACUGGACUGGAACGAUAAACGGAUGAAGGAGGAGCGUGAAGAGGUGGCUAUGCAGAUUGAAGAGGGACUCUUCAGCCUGUUAAUGAAUGAAACUUUAUAUACGCUGUUCGAGUAGCAACAAGCAGUGUGUUAGCCUCCGAUAUGCUCUGUCAACCAGAUUCUAAAGCGCAAGAAACCUGUGAAAGGAGAUAGAUGUAGCUCUAUCACCCUCGUUCAGGUAACUUGAGCUUACCUAGAGAUCAGCAGACAGCAACAGUUUUGAUUAGGGCUUGAGUUUAAGCCCCACUUUUUUGGCUUCUACUUUUGUAUGAAUAAAGCAAACGAAUAAUACAAUGUACAUUGAACUCUAAAGCAUAUGGUUGUUUCUGCAAA